Gossypium raimondii (Peruvian cotton) is the source of this 1070-nucleotide messenger RNA. Its product is annotated as strigolactone esterase D14. The transcript has 2 exons. The record is from RefSeq and is a predicted model, not a curated record. Lineage: Eukaryota; Viridiplantae; Streptophyta; Magnoliopsida; Malvales; Malvaceae. The coding region runs from base 71 to 889 and encodes 272 amino acids.
CCAGUCCCUAGUUCGGUGCCUAUAAGUAUAACCAGCAACAGACAUCACCGACUCUCUACUCUGGCCAAACAUGUCGAUGCUACAAACGAGUCUUAAAGCAGCCAUGAACGCAAGAGUAAUUGGGUCGGGGAGUGAGACCAUGAUUCUUGCACAUGGGUUCGGAGGAGACCAAUCUCUCUGGGACAAAAUCCUUCCUUACUUGACAAAACAUUACCAUGUUCUCCUUUUUGACUGGCUUUGUUCUGGAACUGUCAAAGAUCCCAACCUCUAUGAUCCUUUGAAAUACGCCUCCUUUGAUGCCUUUGCUGAUGACUUAAUAGCCCUUAUGGAUGAACUCCACUUGACUUCCUCAGUCUUUGUUGGCCAUUCUAUGUCUGGUAUGAUCGGAUGUAUUGCUUCCAUUAAAAGACCUCAACUUUUUAGCAGACUCAUAUUUGUCGGGUCUUCUCCUAGGUACAUCACUACAGAUGAUUACGAAGGAGGAUUUGAUGGUGCAGCAAUUGACAACAUGAUGUCAAGCAUAGAAUCAGAUUACGGGAAUUGGACAUCAAAUUUUGCUAAGCUUCUUGUGGACAAUAAUGAUCCCCUCUCCAUCGAACACUACUUUAAAUGCCUGAAGAGUAUGAACCCAGAAUUUGUGCUCCCAUUAGCCAAAGCAAUAUUUCGCAGCGAUGAAAGGGAAACUCUGGAGAAGGUUACCACUCCAUGCACCAUUGUUCAGGUAAAAAAUGACCUUGUGGUGCCAAAUUCUGUUGCAUACUACAUGCAGAAGAAGAUCAAAGGGGAAACAACUGUGGAAUUUGUCAAUGCUGAUAGGCAUUAUCCUCAGUUGACUGCACCUCUUGAGUUGAUUCAUGUGCUGAGUCGAGUUUUAGGCUUUGAGAUUUGAAAACACAUACCUUAUUUUUAAGUUUUAUAUAGUUAAAAAAUAAAACAAAUUGAUGCAUUUAGUAACGUUAUCAUGCAUCAGUUGGGUAGAGUUUUAGAUAAUCAUCUGAUCUUUUAUGAUAAGUAACGUUGUAAUGUUUCUUCGAGUUGCUGUUAUUAUAUAUUCUUACUAUUAUUAUUUA